Peromyscus eremicus (cactus mouse) is the source of this 3437-nucleotide messenger RNA. RefSeq names its product angiomotin like 1 (gene Amotl1). The coding region runs from base 428 to 3058 and encodes 876 amino acids. Gene Ontology annotation, biological process: hippo signaling; regulation of cell migration; angiogenesis. Gene Ontology annotation, cellular component: cytoplasmic vesicle; plasma membrane; bicellular tight junction. The record is from RefSeq and is a predicted model, not a curated record. Lineage: Eukaryota; Metazoa; Chordata; Mammalia; Rodentia; Cricetidae. The transcript has 14 exons.
AUUGUGACCACACCACCACAGACCUCUGUAAGCUCACAGAUCUACCUUCCUUGGGGCAAGGCUGGUCAUAAGAAGGGAAAUAGAGCUGUGCUGAGGUUGCCUACAGGGAGGCUAGCUCUCAGAUACGUGAUGAGUGCCUGAAGCUGAUGGCGCUUUGCACACCAGAGACAGUGAUUUUGUGGACACCACUCCAGCACCUUACAGCCCGGAGGAGUUAGCUCCUCCCCGUGUCUGCUACAACCCCAGCAGUCCUGUGCAGAUUCUAGAAGAGCCCGCCUACUUCUACCCAGACUUGCAGCUCUAUUCUGGGAGGCAUGAGGCAUCCGCUUUGACAGUGGAGGCAAGCGGAGGCCUGAGGGGGAAAAGCGUGGAGGACCCUCUCUCCAACUUCCACUCCCCAAACUUCCUGAGGACCCCAGAGGUGGAAAUGAGAGGUUCUGAGGAUGUGGCAGCUGGAACAGUGUUACAGCGGCUGAUCCAGGAACAACUCCGCUAUGGCACCCCGACCGAGAACAUGAACCUGCUGGCCAUUCAGCACCAGGCCACAGGGAGUGCAGGGCCAGCCCACGCCACCAACAACUUUUCUUCCACGGAAACCCUCACUCAAGAAGACCCACAAAUGGUCUUCCAGUCAGCCCGCCAGGAGCCGCAGGGUCAAGAGCACCAGGGGGACAAUUCGGUGAUGGAGAAGCAGGUCCGCUCCACUCAGCCUCAACAGAACAAUGAGGAGCUGCCCACAUAUGAGGAGGCCAAGGCCCAGUCUCAGUUCUUCAGGGGACAGCAGCAGCAGCAGCAGCAACAGCAGCAGCAGCAGCAGGGACAGGGGCCCCUCGGCCACACGUACUACAUGGCCGGAGGUACCGGUCAGAAGUCCCGCACGGAGGGGAGGCCCACAGUCAACCGGGCCAAUAGCGGACAAGCACACAAGGACGAGGCCCUGAAAGAGCUAAAGCAAGGCCACGUCCGAUCCCUCAGCGAGAGGAUCAUGCAGCUGUCACUGGAGAGGAAUGGAGCUAAGCAACACCUCCCUAGCUCGGGAAAUGGAAAGGGCUUCAAAGCUGGAGCAGGGCCAUCCCCGGCCCCGCCUGCCUCGAAAGCACUGGACCCUCGUGGCCCUCCACCCGAAUACCCCUUCAAGAGCAAGCCAAUGAUGUCCCCAGUCAGCAAGAACCAAGAUCAUGGCCUUUACUACAGUGACCAGCACCCUGGAGUACUCCAUGAGAUGGUCAAACCUUACCCUGCACCUCAGCCUGCAAGAACAGAAGUGGCCGUCCUGAGGUAUCAGCCACCCCCAGAGUAUGGGGUCACCAGCCGGCCAUGCCAGCUCCCCUUUCCAUCCACGGUGCAGCAGCAUAGUCCCAUGUCCUCUCAGACGUCCUCCAUCAGUGGGCCUCUGCACUCCGUCUCCCUGCCUCUUCCGCUUCCCAUGAGCCUGGCAGCUCCACAGCCUCCACCGGCCUCCCCCAGCCAGCAGCUUGGACCAGAUGCCUUUGCGAUUGUGGAGCGAGCCCAGCAAAUGGUGGAGAUCCUCACAGAGGAGAAUCGUGUGCUUCACCAGGAGCUUCAGGGCUGCUAUGACAACGCCGACAAGCUUCACAAGUUUGAAAAAGAGCUGCAGAGGAUUUCGGAAGCCUACGAGAGCCUGGUCAAGUCCACCACCAAGCGUGAGUCUCUGGACAAGGCCAUGAGAAACAAGCUAGAAGGCGAGAUCCGGAGACUUCAUGACUUCAACAGAGAUCUCCGAGACCGACUGGAGACAGCCAACAGGCAGCUGUCCAGCAGAGACUAUGAUGGGCACGAGGACAAGGCUGCAGAGGACCAUUACAUGUCCCAGAACAAAGAAUUCUUGAAGGAAAAGGAAAAGUUGGAAAUGGAGUUGGCAGCAGUGCGGAACGCAAGCGAGGACCAUCGGAGGCAUAUUGAGAUCCUGGACCAGGCUUUGAGCAAUGCCCAGGCCAGAGUGAUCAAGUUGGAGGAAGAGUUACGAGAGAAGCAAGCCUAUGUGGAGAAGGUUGAGAAGCUGCAGCAGGCCCUGACCCAGCUGCAGUCUGCAUGUGAGAAGCGAGAGCAGAUGGAACGCAGACUGCGGACCUGGCUGGAGAGGGAGCUGGAUGCUCUGAGGACACAGCAGAAACAUGGAAAUGGCCAGCCAGCCAGUCUCCCGGAAUAUAAUGCCCCUGCCCUCAUGGAACUUGUACGGGAGAAGGAGGAGCGGAUCCUAGCCUUGGAGGCCGACAUGACCAAGUGGGAGCAGAAAUACCUGGAAGAAAGCACCAUCCGGCACUUUGCCAUGAGUGCUGCUGCCGCUGCCACAGCCGAGAGGGACAGCACCAUCGUCAACCACUCGAGGAACGGCAGCUAUGGUGAGGGCUCCCUGGAGGCCCACAUCUGGCCGGAGGAAGAGGAGGUGGUGCAGGCCAACAGGAGGUGUCAGGACAUGGAGUACACUAUUAAAAACCUCCAUGCCAAAAUCAUAGAGAAGGAUGCCAUGAUAAAGGUCCUUCAGCAGCGGUCCCGUAAGGACACUGGGAAGACGGACUCUUCCAGCCUGCGGCCCGCCCGCUCUGUCCCAUCCAUUGCGGCAACCACCGGGACACAUUCCCGCCAGACUUCACUUACCAGCAGCCAGCUGGCGGAAGAGAAGAAGGAAGAGAAGACCUGGAAGGGGAGUAUAGGAUUCCUGCUGGGGAAGGAGCAUCAGGGCCAGGCCUCUGCCCCUCUGCUGCCUACCACACCUGCCUCUGCACUGUCCCCUCCGGCUCCCACCACGUCGGCCGGCAGCACCCACGCCAAGACAGGCAGCAAGGACAGCAGCACCCAGACAGACAAGAGCACUGAGCUCUUCUGGCCCAGCAUGGCUUCCCUCCCCAGCCGUGGCAGGCUGAGCACCGCCCCUUCCAACAGCCCCAUCCUGAAACAUCCAGCUGCCAAAGGGACCGUGGAGAAACCAGAGAGCUCUCCUGGCCAUGGGAAGUCGACAGACCACAGAAGCCGCGUCAGCAGCUCCUUGCACAAGCCCGAGUUCCCAGAUGGGGAGAUGAUGGAGGUGCUCAUCUAGCCCUCGUCCUGUGGAGUUUCACACCAGCAUGCUGACAAGAAAGAUGGCUGAAAGAGGAGAAGACCUAGAUGGUAGUAGCUGGGAAACCAGGACAGGUGUGGACACUUCAUGUUACCAAAGCAGCUGGCUCACAGGACUGCAGGAAGGGAGAGAAGAUGCAUGCAGACUUGGAAGCAGAGUUGAGAAGAAAUAGGAGUGAGAUUUUCCAUUGUAGAGAAAGUGUAUGUCAUGGGGAGGCUCCAUGCUUCCCCUAUUCUUGGCUUAUAGACAGAUGAAGAAGAGCUGGGCCUUCCUUGGAACCACCCCAUUCCCUUUGCCUCUUAGAAGGUUUGGUUUAAGAAGAAUCUGCUGGAAAUCCUGAAAACCCAUCUUGGCAUAA